CUGGAGGCGGUGGUGCUGCUGCUGCUGCUGCGGGUACAGCAGACACAGCAGGGGCAGCAGCAGCAGCAGCAGCAGCAGCAGGGGCAUCAGGCUACCGAGCCAGUGUCCUUGUGGGGCCCCUUUGCGUCAACCUUACGCCGACUUUGUUGCACGAGCUUCGCUGCUUUCUGCUGCUGCCACAGCAGCAGCAGCAGCAAGAGCGACAGCUGCAGAUGGAUGAGGAUUCCCUGGACGGGCUUGCUGAUGAGCAGCAGCGGCAACAACAGCAUCUGCAGCAGCAGCAGCAAUCACUGACAGAGCUGGCUCUCAGCCCCUCAGGGAGCCAGCGCAGCAGCAUCUGCAGCAGCAGUUGUAGCAGCAGCUGCAGCAGCAGCCGCAGCUCUCUUUGGCGCAGCAUGAGCAGCAGCAGCAGCAGCAAAGCCAGCAGCAGGCCCUACCCGCAGCUGCUGUAUUCCAUGGACAGCCGCGACCUCAACGUCAGGCAGCAGCAGCAGCAGCAACAGCCAAAAGGCCGCCGGCGCAGGGCUGAUGCAGACGCAGCAGCAGCAGCAGCAAGGCCGGCUGCUGCUGCUGCUGCUAGUGCUCGCCAAGAAAUUCAUUUUGUUGUUUCUGUGCCUCACGUUGACGUGCAGCUCUUGCUGCAGCUCCCUUGUGGGAGCAGCAGCAGCAGCAGCAGCAGCAGCAGCAGCCUGUCGCAGCAAGAGAGGUGGCAUGGUCGCAUAGCAGCAGUAGCAGCAGCAGCAGCAGUAGCAGCAGGGCGUCCAAGUUUUCACUGGCUGCAUUUCGCGCUGCGAUCUGUCAAGAUCAGCCGCAGCUCUUUGCCCGAAGUGGUUGAGAGGGAGUUGCUGCCGCUGCUGCUGUGUCAGUGUCUUUGCUUCAUCCCCGUGCUGCACAUUGCCUUUGCUGCAUGCAGCGACGCUGCUGCUGCUGCUGCUGCAUCUCCCGCUGCUGCUGCUGUGACGGGAGCGAAGCAGCCUGGUGCAGCAGCAGCAGCAGCAGCAGCAGCAGCACACCCAAAGCAGCGCCGAAGGCACCAGCAAGGGCACAGAUGCACCAGCUCUUCUGUCACGGUGGGGCUACUGCAGCUGUCGCUGCUGCAGUAUGAGCAUCAGCAGCAGCGAGCAGCAGCAGCAACAAGCGAGCCUGCUGUUGCGGGAGCUGCUGCUGCUGCUGCGCAGUCCAGGGCACUGCUUUUGCUGGAAGGGUUGGAGGCUGAGGUCAUGCAGGAAGACUUCGACAGCAGCUUCGCUGCUGCUGCUGCUGCUGCUGCUGCUACUGCAACAGCACAGCGGGCCGCUGCAGCAGCAGGAAACGGUCCAGUCGCGGCACUGCAGCUGCAGUCCCAUGUGUACGCUGACGCCCGCACAAGCAGCGGCAGCAGCAGCAGCAGCAGCAGCAACAUGACACCUCAGUGCUGCGUGUACACCUCAGCCUAUAGGGCCGCUGGAGAGCUGCGGUGUCUCGCGAUUGGAGCAGCAGCAGCAGAUGUUGCUGUUGCAGCAGCAGCAACUCGCAGCCUCGUCGCGCAUGCACUUGGUGUAUACGUUGAGCUGCUGCGUCUCACCUGCCAGCAACUGACUCCGGACGUGCAGCAGCAACAGGACCCGCAGCAGCAGCAGCAGCAGCAGCAGCUGCAGGAGCGUUAUCUGCAGCAGCACACACUGAAGCAGCAAACCAACGGCAAGGACACACCCCCAGCGGUGCCGCCACUACUUGCUAUCGAAAGUGCAGCGUCAGCAGCAACAGCAACGACAUCAGCAGCAGCAGAAGCAGCAGCAGCAGCAGCAGCAGAAGCAGAAGCAGUAGAAGCUGCCUGCGCUUCGUGCAGCCGCUACAACUGUCCUGGUUGCUUCGGAAUAUCAGUUGGCCUUGCAGCGGCUGCUGCUGCCCCGUCUGUUGAUGCUCCGUUCGAAGCAGCAGAAAUGCAGCAGCAGCAGCAGCAACAGCAGCAACUUCCGUUACAGGCAACUCUCUGGGCUGUCUGCGGGUGCUGCUCAAAGGGGCUUGCUGCAGCAUCCGCUGCGCCACAUAUGAAGGCAGCAGCACAGAUCGGCAGCAGCAGCAGCAACAGCAGCCGGAGCAGCAGCAGGAACAGCGGCAGCAGCAGCAGCAGGAUACGAGGCGCCUUCGCUCCAGAUGUGCGGCCCAUAUUCAACGGGGGCAGAAACAGCAGCAGCAGCAGCAGCAGCAGCGACCCGCUGCUGCUCUUCUGUGAGCUGUACGCCUCCGUCAGCAGCGGCAGCGCGACGCUGCUGCUGCUGCCGGGGCCCCGCGAAGUGUCUCUGUUUGCUGCAGCACAUCAGCCGCAGGAGCUGCUGCUGGAGCAAUACGCUUCUUCAGCAGCAGCAGCAGGUGCUGCAGCAGCUGCUGCUGAGGCGCUAAUUCGGGGCAGCAGAGACAGGACUUCUUCGCUGCGUUUGCCUCUGCCGCCAACGCACCAAUACCAACAGCAGCAGCGGCAGCAGCAGCAGCAGCACCAGCAGCAGCAGCAUGCCUCGCAGCAGCAAAGCCCCCACUACAGCAGCAGCAGCAGCAGCAGCAGCAGCAACAGCCCCCUCGCAACAAGCUUUGCUGCUUUGGGGCUUCACGAAGGUCUGCUGUUUUUGCUGCCGCCGCCCCCUUUCCGGUCGUUUUUGCCGCUGCAGCAGGAGCUGCUGCAGCAG
Molecule: messenger RNA, 2663 nt
Organism: Eimeria tenella
Lineage: Eukaryota; Apicomplexa; Conoidasida; Eucoccidiorida; Eimeriidae
Exons: 5
Source: RefSeq, a predicted model, not a curated record